Mercenaria mercenaria is the source of this 641-nucleotide messenger RNA. Its product is annotated as four-domain proteases inhibitor-like. Bases 120 to 578 code for a protein of 152 amino acids. The record is from RefSeq and is a predicted model, not a curated record. Lineage: Eukaryota; Metazoa; Mollusca; Bivalvia; Venerida; Veneridae. The transcript is spliced from 5 exons. Gene Ontology annotation, molecular function: protein binding.
AGAAACAUGCUUCAACAAAGACACGAUUUUUAGAUAAGACCCUUUGCCAAUUGCACAUCGUUUGAUACACUAAGUGCUUGUAUUGUACUGGAUUUAAGGAUUUUGCGAGAAUAAAGAAAAUGGAAUCUUUAUUUAUACUGUCCCUUCUUUUCAUAGUGUCAUUUUGUCAGCAAAAUUGGAAUGGUGGACAGGGUGAUUGGUAUUGCAGCAUGCUCAUGAAUGAAGACUGCACCUUACACCACCUGCACGAGAGAUGUGGGACAGAUGGUAUCACAUACAGAAACAUGUGUGACAUUGGUCAAGCCCACUGUAGAAACAAUGUCACCAAUCAGUUACAUGAGGGCCCAUGCAUACAGUCCACUUCAACUACAAGGAGCCCCGAAGAAGUUAUUCAUGGAAGUGCUAUUAUUCUGGACUUCCAAUGUACAUUACUAAGUCAUCGUGAGUGCGAGUUUGCAUACUAUGAGAAGAUAUGUGGUACCGACGGAAGAACAUAUCCCACUUUUUGUGAAUACGAAAAGGCUAGAUGUACACACAGAGAUCUUCACGUGGCAAAAUUUGGGGAUUGUUAUGCUUAACUUACAUACAUGUAAAUACAGCUCCCCAAAAAGGGACAAUAAAUUUACAUUGAAUAGUAAAAA